AUGAUAAAUCAAUGGGGAAAUGUUGCGAAUGGCACUUGUGCUUUCCACGACUGUAAAGAAGUUGACAGACUAUUAUCAAACUACAGUUUUUUUAGAACAAAUUUUCCAUUAGACAUUGUUGUUCUGUUAUUGUUACCUGUAACGUUUUAUGCCAUUGGCUUUCUUGGUUUACUGAUUAGAAUUAAAUGGUCGCAAUAA
Molecule: messenger RNA, 198 nt
Organism: Dracunculus medinensis (Guinea worm)
Lineage: Eukaryota; Metazoa; Nematoda; Chromadorea; Rhabditida; Dracunculidae
Source: the annotation of a GenBank genome assembly